AUGGAAAUUAUUGACUGUAUAAAACAUCAAUUUUUAGACAUAAGAGUUUGGAAAUUGUUUCAUUAGUACCAAAUGUUAGAUUGCUUAUGGUUUUGUAAAUUACGAAAUCCAGAUAGCUAUUUAAAGAUUUAUUCUAAAUCCAAUUCCAUUUCAUAUGCCUACUCUUGAUA
Paramecium pentaurelia is the source of this 170-nucleotide messenger RNA. Lineage: Eukaryota; Ciliophora; Oligohymenophorea; Peniculida; Parameciidae. The record is from the annotation of a GenBank genome assembly.